GUGAGCAGGGGCGGACUGACCAUUUAAUAACUCGGGCACUGCCCGAGGGCCCUGGGUCAGUAGGGGGCCCCAUGAGAUGCCCCUGGUACCCUUUUCAUAGGCUUUUUUGAGUUUGGGCAAGGACACAGGGCCCCAUGAUCCCCUAUUGCCCGGGGGCCCCAUGAGUUGUCAGUCCGCCCCUGCUUGUGAGACAAGGCCUGAGUCUGGUACAUGCCUGUCGCCAGGAGUGCCAUGUUCACUGCCCAGGAAGGGGCCUCAUGAGAUGCCCCUGGUACCUUUUUUCAUAGGCUUUUUUGAGUUUGGGCAAGGACACAGGGGCCCCAUGAUCCCCUAUUGCCCGGGGGCCCCA
Molecule: messenger RNA, 349 nt
Organism: Staurois parvus
Lineage: Eukaryota; Metazoa; Chordata; Amphibia; Anura; Ranidae
Source: the annotation of a GenBank genome assembly